AUGGCCGCAAGAUGUGCUGGACGUCCGGAUUGGUCACCAAAGAAGGAAGUAAAGUUUGAAAGUGUUCAAGAAGGUGAAUGUUAUGAGUCAAAUCUUACCGAGCUGGGCCGAGGCGGAUAUGGGAAGGUCGUGUUGGCUAAGCGCACAAGAGACCAACGCGCUAUUGCGAUCAAAAUUCCUAACAGCCAUCAUUCCAAACAUGAGGAAGAGUGUGAUAUCAUGGAAAGGCUGAAGAAAGCAGGUGGACACAACAAUGUUACAAAAAUGUUGGAUAUUGUUGUUGAUGUAAAGGGGGCAGCUAGAGUAACUUGUAUUGUCCUGGAGAAAUUUGAUAUGAAUCUAGAGGAAUGGAUCGAGCUUAGAGGUUUAGGAACCAGACUGCCCGAAUAUGUCAAGUUGGAGAUGGCGGCUCAGAUGUACGAUGGGUUGUCCUAUAUUCACGCAAACGACGUAGUGUAUGAGGAUGUAAAGUUUGAUAAUAUGCUGAUUGAUCUAACCACUGGUUUACUAAAGCUAGCUGACUUCGGCCACUCCUCAAUACUGCCGCCUGCCAACGAUCAGGCAACGAUACAUCAGAAUAGAAUUGCGUUGGCGUUAGAUCUGCGUGAUAUGACUUCCCGUGUUGUGACACCACUUUGGCUGGGCAGAGAGUACACUGAGCCCGAAUGUCAUGACGAGGCUUUGAGCGCCAUGACGCUCCACCCUCAGUUGGUCGAAGCACUUCAGGUAGUAUUUUCUGAUACCGCUGACGAAGGUGAAGGAGCAAUGCGCAUAAAGCUGCAAGGUGAUAUUCACUGGUGGGAGUCGAUGGCCGAAAUGAAUCCUGACUUACGCAAUGAGAUAUUACUGGCCCAUCGUUGGAACGUUCAACAACCUAACCCUUGCAAUAAUGGAAUAGCUCUUCCUGACAACGUAAGCCAAGUUUUGUCCAUCGCAUUGCUCUAUGCUAGGUUGAACAAGGCGACUGCUUCACAUGUUCGUGAAAGUAUCCUAGAGAUACCGGAUAUCCCGAAUAUGAAGCUCGCUCGAGAGUAUCUACGUCAACGUCCAUCCAAGUCGCCGGACGCGUCGCCGGAUAAAUAA
Molecule: messenger RNA, 1083 nt
Organism: Sycon ciliatum
Lineage: Eukaryota; Metazoa; Porifera; Calcarea; Leucosolenida; Sycettidae
Exons: 1
Coding region: 1-1083 (360 amino acids)
Biological process (GO): mitotic DNA damage checkpoint signaling; protein phosphorylation
Cellular component (GO): cytoplasm; nucleus
Molecular function (GO): protein serine/threonine kinase activity; ATP binding
Source: RefSeq, a predicted model, not a curated record